AUGGCCGCUCGAAAUCGAGCGUCUCUUACCGAUAAUGACUCAACAGGUGACCAAUUAACUGCUGAAAUGGUUCGCGUCAUUGUACCUCCACCAACAUAUAGUAUCAUGGCUGUUGAUAUUGACGAGCAUAUAGCUUUGAAUGAAUCAAUUGGAACCAAUGCUAGUAGUGGACCGCCUACCAACGAUUUUCUCGUGCAUCCUAGUACAGACUUGAUGGAAGGCAUCAAUCGAGACUAUGAAAUUCCAAAUUUUUGCACGUAUAAAAAAAUUGAAUUAUUACUAGAAAGAAUGCAAGAUGAAAAUACUGGCCUACCAAUCAAAUCUGUGAAAAGUUUUAUGUCAAAAAUUCCAAGUGUUUUUACCGGUGGCGAUUUAAUACAGUGGAUAUUGAAGACACUCGAUGUCGAUGAUACAACUGAUGCUUUGCAUUUAGCCAAUCUUAUGUCAUCUUGUGGCUAUAUUCUACCCAUAGAAGAUCAUGUAUUAACAGUGAAAAAUGAUGGUACUUUCUAUAGAUUUCAAACACCCUAUUUUUGGCCGUCGAAUCAUGGCGAACCUGAUAAUAUUGAUUAUGCUGUGUAUUUAUGUAAACGAACAAUGCAAAAUAAAACUCGCCUAGAGCUUGCUGAUUAUGAAGCAGAAAAUCUCGCACGACUACAAAAAUUAUUUGCUCGCAAAUGGGAACUCAUUUAUAUGCAAGCUGAAGCACAAAUAAAGGUUGACAAAAAGCGUGACAAAGUCGAACGCAAUGUUCUUGAUUCGCAAGAACGUGCUUUCUGGGAUGUUUACCGGCCAGCACCUGGUUGUGCGAAUAUGAGUGAACAAGAUGUUAAAAAGUUAAUGCGACGAAAGGCAUCGUUUUUAAGUUCUCAACCACUAUUAGGAAGUCAAAGAAAAUCGUCGACAGCAUCAUCGUCGACGGCUCCAGCGUCUGCACUUGCGUUUGCUGCUAAUAAAAAUUUAAUAACUAUGACUGUUGGAUUAUUAUCAACAGGACCAGCAGCCACCGCAAAUGCACCAUCACAAAGUCAAACAGGAAGUUUACGUGAAUGCGACGAAGCAGCAUUAAUUGAUCAGUUAUGUCAUGAAAUCGAAUUUCUCAAACAUCGAAUCGAUCGACGAUGUUUAAGAACUUCGAAAGUUUGCGAAAAUUAUGUUUCUUAUUACGAACAAUAUGCAGAAUUCGAUCCAUUUUUAACAACAUGUGAACCAUCAAAUCCUUGGAUAGUUGAUUCUAUUGAUCUAUGGGAUUUGGAAAAACUGGGUAAUGUCAAAGAAAUUUCGGCACGACGUGUUAAACGAUGGAGCUUUUCAAUCAAUGAACUACUCAAAGAUCCGAUUGGUCGCGAUCUUUUUUGGAAAUUUCUUGAUAAAGAAUAUUCCAGUGAAAAUCUAAGAUUCUACGAAGCAUGUAUACAAUUACGAUUUCAUACUUCACAAAACGAUGUACUCAAAAGAGUACAUGACAUUUACAAUGAAUUUCUUUCGCCAGGUGCUUAUUACUCAAUUAAUAUUGAUCAACGUGUCAUGAAUUUAACAAAAAAUAAUAUGACCCAUCUCCCUAGUCGAUAUACUUUCGAUGAAGCGCAGGAUCAUAUCUUCAAUCUAAUGAAUCGUGAUACCUAUGCUCGAUUUUUACGUUCCGAAGCCUAUAAAGAUUUAAUAUUAGGUGGAAAGAAGAAACCAGGGAUUAAAUCAGGCCGGCUUUCAAUUGUUUUACGAACUCCAUUAGAAACUGCACCGAUUAGUAGUAUUUGUAGUGCUAGUGGCUUUACUGACAAACAUUUAUUAGGAACUGGUUCUCGUUAG
This is a messenger RNA of Rotaria socialis, 1809 nucleotides long. NCBI's taxonomy places the organism in Eukaryota, Metazoa, Rotifera, Eurotatoria, Philodinida, Philodinidae. The record is from the annotation of a GenBank genome assembly.